Messenger RNA from Besnoitia besnoiti, 1896 nucleotides. Its product is annotated as ankyrin repeat-containing protein. The record is from RefSeq and is a predicted model, not a curated record. Lineage: Eukaryota; Apicomplexa; Conoidasida; Eucoccidiorida; Sarcocystidae. The coding region runs from base 1 to 1896 and encodes 631 amino acids. The transcript has 6 exons. Gene Ontology annotation, molecular function: protein binding.
AUGACGACCGCUGAGUUGCCGAACGAGGAGGGACCUCAGGGCGAGGCUUCGCAGCUGGAACAAGGAGCAGGCAGUUCGCGCGAGGAACUUGAAGAGCUCAUCGAUGACUUCAUCUACGCCGCGCGCGUUGGAGAGCUCGAGGAGAUGAAGGAGGCGCUCGCGUCUCUGAAGAUGCACUUUGCGGAGCCUCACAGCCUCUGCCGCUUUCUGGCGGGGCGCGAGAGCGAAAACAAAAACAAAAAACUUAAAAAAGACGGGCAGUGCUGGUGCGACAGCGAAGGCGGAAAGCCAAUCCAGGUUGUCGACGUUCCAGAUCCUUUUUCGGGGCAGACUGCGCUCCACAUGGCUGCCGCCAACGGCGAAGAAGAAAUCGCAAAAUACUUGAUUGUCGAGGAAGGUGUGUGUGCGGCAAGAUACAAGCCUGCUGUCCUCUGUGGCGCCCAGCACCUGCCGAAUCGCCUCGGAAACACCCCCCUGCACUGGGCUGUGACAAACCAGCGCCUGGCGCUCGUGAAGCUGAUCCUGGACUCCUCUCCGCCGCCGGCCGAGGAGACCGCUUCUUCUGCUGAGUCCUCCGCUUCUUCCGCAUCUGCGCCAGCCACUGGGCGCUCGUCGCGUGCACCUUCUGCUGCGCCGUUCUGCGUGGAAGUUUUGGCGCAGAACAGCGUGGGGAAGAGCGCGUUGUCGGAGGGCUUCAACUCGGGAAACAUGGAGGUCCUGCAGCUGCUGCUCGAGCACCAUUCGGCGAAGGCCCUGGAGGACUCCUACCAGCCGGUGACGGCCCCCAGGGGCGACGCCGCCCCAGAUACGGCGGAGGACGGCACGCCCACGCAGGACAGCGGCGCUGCCGCCGCGGAGACGGCCGCAGAGACUGCCCUACAAGCUGCGGGCGGCGAACGCGCGAGCGCGCUCUGCGCGGCAGAUAGCUGCCUCGUGCAGGAACUCACCCACGCGCUCAAAUUAGAUGCCUACACGAAGACAGCCGCGACGACGCGCAAGGGGUGCAGCAGGCCCCGGGAGAAGCGAGAGGCCGGCCAGGGCGCGAGCGAGGGCGCGAGCGAGGGCGCGUCUGCCGCCGCGCCGGAGGAAGCCGCCGCGAGCGAUUCGCAGGAGAGCGAGGGCGCAGAGAGCGACGGCAUCGUCGUGAAGUGCAGAGAAAUUGGGCUGUCGUGGACGGGCGAGGCCUUCGGGAAGGACGCGGCGCGCGACGACACAACUGGCCUCCACCUCUGGAGCGCUGCCGUCAUUGGCGCCCAAUGGAUGGCAGACCUCAGCAACCAGGGGCGCUUUGCGGGGGCCUCGGUUCUUGAACUCGGCGCAGGGUGUGGGCUGAUGGGGCUUGCGGCGGCGCUUCACUCGCGGGAGCCGCUCGCGGCGUUUUGCCAAAGCGACAUCUUCCCCCAUACGCUGAGGAACUUGGAGCGCGGCUUCGCGCUGAACGAUUUUACGAAGGACGGCGAAUCCUGGCAGCGAGCGGGCUGCGCCGCGCGCGCGGAAGUCCUCGCCCUCGACUGGUGCGACAAGAACUCCUGGCCGCGACUGGAGGGCGACAACGAGGGGAAAAAAGGGCAAUCAGAGAACUUCCAGCAGUUCGACUUGAUUCUCGGCAGCGACCUGCUUUACGACCGAAAGAUGCUCGCGCCGUUGGUGGACGUCGUGGCCUCGCUGCUGAAGAAGCCCGCUGGAACGUUUUACUACGUCCAUCGCCUCCACCGACAGGGCGCUGGAGAGCUAGUCGAUGAGCUGCGGCGUCGAGGCUUGAAGUGCGAGGAACGGUCGCCGCCCGACGAGUACUUCAGCAACCCGUUUGUGGAUAAAACUGAGGCGGAGGCUGAAGUGCAUCUCCCCGAGUUCACAUGCAGAGACUUUGUUAUGGUUCGCUGCGCGUGGCGAUGA